AAAUAUAUUCCUUUAUCCAUUUUCUACAAAAAAUAUCCAAAUCACAUGACUAUAAUGAUUUGCCUCUGGGAAAUUUAAGCAGUGCAGUAACACUGAAAGAAGGAACAAACACCAUAUGUAAUUAUUCGGUUGAAAGUUAUUUUCAGAAUGUUAUUGAAAACGAGUCUGAUUUAUGCAUUCACGUCGUGUUGGUGUUAAAUAGUCGUCGUCUGGUUGUUGUGUAAAAGUGUAAAAGAACUUAGUUCAGUGGUCAUCGGUAACUUCGAUUCGUUCUUUUUGUGCUAUUUGUGUUAUAUCAUGCAACAGCGUCCAUAUUAAAAACAGAAAAUACUUCAGAGGUUAAAAAGAUACGUUUUAGUUGAGUUAUUUUUUACCACGGCAGCUUACUCACCGUAACCAUGCAUAGUGUUUAUGGCCGUUUAUUGUCGCGUUCAAUAGUCAAUGGAUUGUAUAACUGUUCCUCAUCAAGCAGCUCUAGUGGAACCUCCCGUACGGCAGUUGCAAAUACUACAAAUGAAAAUGUGUCCCCCAAGUCCAGACCAAAAUUGGUUUCUGCUGUUGCUGGUUUCCCAAAAAGUUUCAAAUCUGGCAAAGUCCGAAAAAGCCAAAUAGGUGAUGAUGCUUGGCUUGUAAAAAAUGUAGACAGUGCAGAUGUUUUAGCUGUUGCAGAUGGUGUUGGAGGAUGGAGAGAUUAUGGAGUUGAUCCAAGUGAUUUCUCAUUGUCAUUGUUGAGGUCAAUUGAAAGAAUAACCUCAAUCAGCAACCCUUGUAAUUUUCGAAAUCCUGUUGAUCUCUUGUCUGCUGCCUUUCAUGAAUUAUUGCAUUCUAAACGGCCAAUUACAGGAAGCAGCACUGCAUGUAUUCUAAUUUUGGAGCAUGAAUCAAAUAAUUUAUUUACAGUAAAUAUUGGAGAUUCUGGAUUUUUGGUGGUUAGAAAAGGCCAGGUGGUUCAUAAAUCUGAAGAACAGCAACAUUAUUUCAAUACUCCCUUUCAGUUGGCCUUACCUCCUCCAGGACAUCAUGGCUCUGCCUUGAGUGAUAGUCCACAGUCUGCUAGCCAAAGUCAAUUUGCUGUGCAAGAUGGUGAUGUUAUUCUACUGGCGACUGAUGGGGUCUUUGACAAUGUUCCACAACCAGUACUUGUAGCCGAACUUAGCAAGCUUGGUGGAGUAAGAGAUCAGUUGUGUGUUCAACAAACGGCGAACAGUAUUGCGUUGAUGGCGAGAAAUUUGUCCUUCGACGGGAGAUACAUGUCGCCGUUUGCCCAGAGAGCUCGAGAUUAUGGAAUUCGAGCUGUUGGUGGAAAACCUGAUGAUAUAACGGUCCUUCUAGCAACGGUCGCAAUUUGAAAUAAAUAAAGCUGCGUUUACAGUUCUGUAGUCUGAAGUGUUAGUGUGGAUUAGUUUGUAUGUCGCUAUGUCCGUAAACAUUCAGAAGUGAAACCAGUCGUGAUUUCAGAGUGAUUUUAGAAUUAGAGAUUGAAUGCUCACUGGUCUGUAAAUAAGUAGUUUCAAACACGUUAGAGAAUUGCUAUCGAAAUCGGAAGCGAAUACCGAAUGUAAUACAAAACGCAAUUAAAACUGUG
Daphnia magna is the source of this 1585-nucleotide messenger RNA. RefSeq names its product protein phosphatase PTC7 homolog. The transcript is spliced from 5 exons. NCBI's taxonomy places the organism in Eukaryota, Metazoa, Arthropoda, Branchiopoda, Diplostraca, Daphniidae. The record is from RefSeq and is a predicted model, not a curated record. The coding region runs from base 399 to 1349 and encodes 316 amino acids.